This is a messenger RNA of Necator americanus (New World hookworm), 363 nucleotides long. RefSeq lists its product as uncharacterized. Lineage: Eukaryota; Metazoa; Nematoda; Chromadorea; Rhabditida; Ancylostomatidae. The transcript has a single exon. The coding region runs from base 1 to 363 and encodes 120 amino acids. The record is from RefSeq and is a predicted model, not a curated record.
AUGCACGAGCUGCAUGCAAAUAAGAACUCACGUCCGAGCCCUCGAUGCUUUGCGGACAGGCGAUCAGAGAAGACCUCGAAGAGAGAAGAGCAGCAGUACUGGCUGAAGCAGCAGAGGCGAGUCAGCUACGCCCGUCGGAACUUUGCCAAUUGUAAAACAAAGACGACUGUUCUCCGGAACCCGGAUAGAAUAAGUGCAACAUCGAGAACAGGGUUACAGAAAGUGACUCACGACUUCUACUGGGAUUCGGUUCUGGUCGGUGGUUGCCAGGUUAACCGCUCAGUAUGUCGGUAUGUCGGUCUACGAACGUGCUCGAGUUUAGGAGCUGACGGGACUUGCCAGUUCAGCAAGGUCUUGAAGUGA